CCCCCAGGGGAACAGGGACCUCCAGGGGGAUGGGAACAGGGAUCCCCGGGGGGAGAGGGACCCCCUCAGGGAUGGGAACAGGGACCCCCAGGGGAACAGGGAUCCCCACAGGGAUGGAAACAGGGACCACCUCGGGGAUGGGAAUAAGGACCACCCCGGGGAUGGGAAUAGGGACCCCCAGGGGAACAGGGACCACCCCGGGGAUGGGAACAGGGACCCCUGCAGGGAGGAGAACAGGGACUCCCCUGGGGAUGGGAACAUGGACCCCCAGGGGGAGAGUGACCCCCACGGGGAUGGGAACAGGGACCACAUCGAGGAUGGGAAUAGGGACCCCCAGGGGGAGAGGGACCCCCGUGGGGAUGGGAAUGGAGACCCUCGUGGGGAUGGGAAUAGGGACCCCCAGGGGGAGAGGGACCCCCACGGGGAUGGGAACAGGGAUCCACACGGGGAUGGGAAGAGGGACUCCCCUGGGGAGGAGAACAGAGACCCUUCUGGGGAGAGGGACCCUCCCAGGGAGGAGAACAGGGACCCCCAGGGGGAGAAGGACCCCCACGGGGAUGGGAACAGGGACCCCUCUGGGGAGAGGGACACCCCCAGGGGUGGGAACAGGGACCCCCAUGGGGACGGGGAGUCCCACAGGGACAGGGACUCCCUUGGGGACCAGGUCACCCGUGGGGACAGGGAUCACCAGGGGGACAAGGACCCCCCUGGGGAUGGUGAUGCCUGUGGGGACAGGGCCCCUCUUGGGAACGGGGACCUCCUCAGAGACAAGGAUACCCUCAGGGACUGGGACCCCCUCGGGGAUGGGGACACCUUCAGGGACAGGGGCACCCUUGGGGAUGGGAACCCCCUCAGGGAUGGGAACCCCCUCGGGGCCGGGGGUGACCCAGGGGGUGACCAGCAGUAGCCACAGGAUGGGAUUGUCCCAGUGCUCCCAUGAACGUGCUGCCAGUGCCAUGGCCCAUCCCGGACACCCCGGAACUGUGAGCAGCUGUGACCCCCAAAACCGCCUGGGGGGCUUCUCCAUAUCCCUUUGGACCUCAGAAAUCCCUCUGGGAUGUGUCUCUGUGUCUCUUUGGACCUCAGAAAUCCCUCUGGGAUGUGUCUCUCUGUCCCUUUGGACCUCAGAAAUCCCUCUGGGAUGUGUCUCUGUGUCCCUUUGGACCUCAGAAAUCCCUCUGGGAUGUGUCUCUCUGUCCCUUUGGACCUCAGAAAUAUCUUCAGACUUUGGAAAAUCCCUCUGGGAUGUGUCUCCAUGUUCCCUUCAGGCCUUGAAGUACCUUCAGACUCUGAGAUGUCUCUCCAGGGCACUUUCCACUUCUUCAAGACUUUGGAAAAUCCCUCUAGGGUGUGUCUGCAGGUUCCCUUUGGAUUCUGAAGUAUCUUCAGGCCUUGAAAAAUCCCCCUGGGAUGUGUCUCCAUGUUCCCUUUGGGCACUGAAGUGCCUCCAGACCUCGGAAUGUCCCUCCAGGGCACUUCCCAGUCCUCCCAGUCCCACCAGUGCCCUGCCCCGGGUCUGUGUUUAAAACCAGGAGUCUCUUUAUGUCUGUUUAUUCUGAUUAUUGUCGUUUAUUUAUUCUUUUCUAUUUUUCUAUUUUAUUAAAUUCUAUUUA
Messenger RNA from Chiroxiphia lanceolata (lance-tailed manakin), 1613 nucleotides. Its product is annotated as S-antigen protein-like. The transcript is spliced from 2 exons. The record is from RefSeq and is a predicted model, not a curated record. The coding region runs from base 30 to 1526 and encodes 498 amino acids. NCBI's taxonomy places the organism in Eukaryota, Metazoa, Chordata, Aves, Passeriformes, Pipridae.